GCUAGGGUUUAUAUUUUAAUUGCCGCUCGCAGCUUCCCCUGUCCAAGCUCAGAAGACCCUCGGCGCCGCAGCAGAACUCCGUCCAGCAGCCAUGGGGUACGUCUCCUCUUCCGCUGUGAAUCCCGAGCUUCUUGUGCAUUUCAUUUUCCAUCUGCCGAGCCAUUUGAGAUCUUCACUCGUUUUCUCUUGUUUGGAUCCUGUGAACGAUGAUUUUUAGGGAUGAUAGCUAUCAUUUUUUGGAUUUGGAUGAACCCUUUCGUCGAGAAGUUGAUUCUGUCCCUGUGAUGGACACGUGGAAUGGGAGCAGCUCGCAAGCUGAAGACCCACCGCAGGAGGCAAAGGUGGGCUGACAAGGCUUACAAGAAAUCUAACUUGGGUAAUGAGUGGAAGAAGCCAUUUGCUGGUUCUUCCCAUGCCAAGGGCAUUGUUCUGGAAAAGAUUGGUAUUGAAGCCAAACAGCCAAAUUCUGCUAUCCGUAAGUGUGCUAGAGUGCAACUCAUCAAGAACGGAAAGAAGAUUGCUGCCUUUGUUCCUAAUGAUGGUUGCUUGAACUACAUUGAGGAAAAUGAUGAAGUUCUCAUUGCUGGAUUUGGUCGUAAGGGUCAUGCCGUGGGAGAUAUUCCUGGUGUCCGUUUCAAGGUUGUGAAGGUCUCUGGUGUCUCCCUUCUGGCUCUAUUCAAGGAGAAGAAGGAGAAGCCAAGGUCUUAAGUUAUCAAUGGACAUCUCUAGUUUUUUGCUGUAGUUUUCAUUGUGUUAUUGUUUCCGAAACAACUGUGGAAUGGUUGUGGUUCUUGUCCUAGUGCACCUGCUGAGCCGACUUCUGGUUAUUGUAUGGACGAACCUUCAAAUUUUGCAAUCUUAUAUGUUGGAACUCUUUCACAUUCUGAGCUCUGUAGAUUUUCUACAUUCUCGUUCCAUCGCCGUGAGUCAUAAAGAG
Linum tenue is the source of this 937-nucleotide messenger RNA. NCBI's taxonomy places the organism in Eukaryota, Viridiplantae, Streptophyta, Magnoliopsida, Malpighiales, Linaceae. The record is from the annotation of a GenBank genome assembly.